Symbiodinium sp. CCMP2456 is the source of this 3126-nucleotide messenger RNA. Lineage: Eukaryota; Dinophyceae; Suessiales; Symbiodiniaceae. The record is from the annotation of a GenBank genome assembly.
AUGGCGUGUUUUUCAAAGCCAGUGGGAGCAGGCAGCUCAGAUGGGGCUCGCAGGCGACGCAUGCGACGCAUGGGUCUUGCUGCUUUGGCGACCUCCACUGUGCUGCCAGUCGCGAACGGAUUUGUCAUUGGCCCGUUGGCACGCGCUACUCCAAAACCCAGUUUGAACACCAAUCUCAACACACCUCCACUUUUGGAUGCUCAGGAUCCUCCAAGCUCGAGUAAAACGGCUGCGCGGACUGCUGCAGCCGCAAUGUCCGCGCUGGCUUGCCGGCUGAGCUGGAUUUUCCCGAAGCGCACACGGAAGAGCGUGAAGGCCGUGCAGGGUACAGGGGGUACAGGUGCACCUGCUGGGCCCAUGAGCUCCAGCUUCAGCUCCAGCCUCUCGUCCAGCGGCUCUGCGUUCCUUGGAGCCACUAUGGCUGGCUCGGUGACAGCGGCUCCAACACGCUCCGCUUCUUCUACAGCUUCCAUGAAGAUGCUCUUCGAGAGGUUCAACGAGAAUGCUUUGAGGUCCGUCAUGUCCUCUCAGCAGCACUGCCGGCGUCUUGGUCAAAGCCAGCUCGGAACAGAGAUUCUCCUCGUUGGAAUCAUGAAGCAGGGAAAGGGCGUCGUGGAGGCUGUUGUGAAGAAGCUCGGUAUUGACAUUGAAGCUGCCUCCCAGCGAGUGGCCGAGCUGCUUGGGCAGGGUGACGGCCAGGUGCCUUCUGAUAUUCCCUUUUCCCCCGCAUGCAAAAAGAUCUUGCAAACCGCAGUGGACGAUUCCAAGAAGCUGGGAGCAUCGGCUGUCGACCCCAGUCACAUUUUCACAGCCCUCCUGGCAAGCCCCGAUGAAUGUCCGGCAGAAGAUAUCUUGAAGAUGGACCCACAAGAGCUGAUCAAAGAGGUGAAGACUGAAUUGCAGAAGCUGGACGAGGCUAGUGAGGUUUCGGUGGGCGGAGGGGACGGCCUGCCAAAGAAGACCACCAAGGCUUUGGAGGAAUUUGGGAAGAACCUGACUCAGGCAGCAGCAGAGGGUCUGAUGGAUCCCCUGGUGGGUCGCGACGAGGAAAUCGAUCGCGCAAUCCAAAUCUUAGCGCGGAGAUCCAAGAACAAUCCCGUGCUGAUUGGGGAGCCGGGUGUGGGAAAGACAGCCAUCGCAGAGGGCCUCGCCAUGCGAAUCGUCGCCGGGGACGUGCCUGAAAUGUUGACGGAUAAGAUCAUCAUUGAGCUAGAUAUGGGGGCAUUGCUUUCUGGUGCAAAAUACCGUGGAGAGUUUGAGGAGCGCCUGAAGAACAUAAUUCAAGAAACCCGUGACGAUCCGAACAUCAUUUUGAUGAUCGACGAGAUCCACACCCUGGUUGGUGCCGGCGGUGGUGGUGAUGGUGGCGCGAUGGACGCCGCCAACAUUCUGAAACCAGCACUUGCGCGAGGAGACAUGCAGAUCAUUGGUGCCACGACCAUCGAGGAGUAUCGAAAGUAUGUGACAAAGGACAAAGCUUUGGAGCGCCGCUUCCAGCCCGUUGACGUCCCAGAGCCCACUGUCGAGCAAGCUGUCCAAAUCCUUCGUGGCCUUGCCCGAAAAUACGAGGCACACCAUCGGCUUCGCUACUCUGAGGAGGCCAUUGAGGCUUGCGUCAAGUACGCGUCUCAGUAUGUCCAAGACAGGUUCCUCCCAGACAAAGCAAUUGACAUCCUGGACGAGACGGGUGCGCGCGUGCAGCUUCGGCAGCUCGCCACCGUGCCUGAGGAAGCCAUGGAGAUCCGCUCCAAGUUGAGAGAGGUGGAGGCAGCGAAAGAGGCGGCUGUCCGGGCACAGGACUUCAAAAAAGCCAGUGAGUUAAAGAUGGAGGAAGAGAAGCUGCAGUGCCAAAUCUACCAGGUGACCAAAAACUCACAGGCAGACUCCCCGCAACCAGAAACGGUGAGCGAAGCUGUGAAGGAGUCUGGCCCAGAGUCUGCGAAGGAGGCUGAGAAGGAGGUUGAGCUUCCACCCUUGAGCGAGGAGGACAUUGAAGAAGCACUGUCAAAGCCCACGGUUACCGAGAAUGACGUGGCAGCUGUGGUAUCUGCCUGGACAAAGGUUCCGGUGGAGAAGGUCACUGCCGACGAGUCCGUGCGACUGGUUCACCUGGAGGAUACGCUGCACAAGCGUGUGAUUGGCCAAGAGGAGGCUGUCGUAGCCAUCGCCAAGGCUGUGCGCCGUGCCCGUGCAGGGCUGCAAAAUCCCAAGAGGCCAAUCGCAUCCUUUAUCUUCUGUGGCCCAACCGGUGUCGGGAAGACGGAGCUUUGCAAGGCUUUGGCCGAAGCAUAUUUCGGCAUGGAAGACUCCAUGGUGCGCUUGGAUAUGAGUGAGUUCAUGGAGAAGCACACCGUGGCGAAGCUGAUCGGGAGUCCUCCCGGAUAUGUUGGGUACGACGAGGAGAGCCAGUUGACAGACGCAGUUCGAAGGAAACCGUACAGCCUGGUUCUCUUUGAUGAAGUUGAGAAGGCGCACCCGGACGUCUUUAACCUGAUGUUGCAGGUCCUCGAGGACGGCCAUUUGACCGAUUCCAAGGGCCGUGUGGUAUCCUUCAAGAACACGCUGAUUAUCCUUACCUCUAAUUGUGGAGCCAAGGAGAUUGAGAAGACGCUCAUUGGCCAGGGUCUGGGCUUCGAUGCUGGCGCAGACGAUCCCGGUACAUCCCUCUACCAGAGGCUCAAGACCAAGGUGCAUGAUCAGCUGAAAGGUUUCUUCAGACCGGAGUUUUUGAACCGGUUGGAUGAGAUCAUCGUCUUCAAGUCCCUCAACAAGCAGGAAGUGCGCGAGAUUGCCGAGCUGGAGUUCAGAAAGACUUUCAAACGAUGCCAGGAACGGGGCAUUACCCUCUCAUUGACAGAUCGGUUCAAGACCAAGGUCGUGGAUGAGGGUUAUGAUCCCGUGUAUGGAGCUCGACCACUGAGACGAGCGAUCAUGCGGCUUCUGGACGACAAGCUGGCAGAAUCCUUCCUGUACGAGCCCACCGUCGAAGGAGAAUGCAUCAUCUGCGACGUGGAUGAGCAGGAUGAAGUAGUCGUCCUGCGUCAGACGCUCGACCAAGGCGCACCAGAACUUGAAGGUCCUGAGGCGGCUGUAGUGGACAAAGUCCCAGAGAAGGUUCAAGCAUGA